CUCCAACUCGCCUUUUCGUUUCGCGUGUCGUGCACAGCCACUUCUCCCGCUUUCUCGCCCUUCUCACCACUACAAAAGGAGGUUUCCGGCGCACACACGCAGACCAGGCCUCGAGACAGGCGAGCUGUUCUUUGCACUCGAUGAAGCUGCGGCGUUCAAAAAGCACAAAAAGAAACAAGAGCAGCAGUGUCAGUGUGUAUUUCGUUGUAUGUACACCUGGAGGUUGUCGCAGGAUUUCGGACGUUUUUGCAUCUAGACGCUCCGCAAUUCUUCAAAUUCCCUCGUGCAUUUCCUCGCCUCACUGGCUCUCUCACUCGCGCGCGAAAAGUGCGGCUCGCCGGAGUUGCGGGGAUCGCCUGCCUUCGCUUUUCUUUCCUCUGUUUAUGGCGCAGCAAAACGUCUCUCCAAAGUCUCAUUGGUUGCGCUGUCUCAAGGCGGUUUUCGGCGCUGAUCUUCUUCCCACGACUUUCCGCCCAGGGAAGAGGCAAAUCCGGGUCGCCUCCGCUGUUCCCCUCCUUUUCUGCAUCUCUCAACGCCCGCUGGACCCCGUUUUCUCUGUCUUUAUGAAAUCCAACGUUUCCCUGCCUUUGCCCAGAUGUCUGGAGACCCCCACACAUACAGACCGUGACACGCUCGCCCACCUUCAGCCAUAGAUAAAUAUAUAUAUAUAUAUAUAUAUAUGCAUAUGUAUCUGCAGGUUUGCACAAGAUGCAUGUACCUGUAGAUGUAUGCAUUAUGAUGGCAAUCUCGAUUGGCUCGUGUUGCAGAGUUGGAAUGUGAGAUCCUCUGGGCUUUCCGCUUCUCCCCGCUCCAAGCGCCAGAGGUCGCAGUUGUUGAUUUUUUGAGUUCGCUUUCAGGCUGUCUUUCCCUGUUUCCUCUUGCACUUUUUUCGCAGAUAGACAUGUGUGUACUGCUCCUUCGUAAGAAGGUAGUUUCUGCUUCGUUUUCUUCUUUUCCUGUCCACCUUCAAUUCUCUUGUUCCUUUCUCUUCUUUGCUCAGUCUCGCUCUUUGCCUCUUGCGCCUUCUUACUGUCUCUGGCCUUUUCCCCUCUCCCUUCCUCUCUCCUUUCCUCUGCGCCUUUCUCUCCUCUUGUCCCUUGAUUUUCUCGUCUCUGCUUUCUUUCUCUUUCUUCCUCUCUUCAUCUCUUUCUCUCUCUCUUGCUCGAGGGAGGUUCUUCUCCCGCAGCAGUCGACUCUGCGUCGCCACACACUUCGACGGAGCCUUUCGUAGUCAAGGUCUCUGCUGCUCGCCGUCGGCAGCCCUGGAGAACCUGGGCGCCGGAGUCGCUUUCCUGAGAAGAAAACUGAACCGGAAAGGAGACUCGAAAGCCAGUUUCCUUUCACCACGCACGCGAAAGACUCACUGAGACUCCGCGCCCUGCGAAGCCCCCAAACACCCAGGCAACACUAACCUCAGAAACAGCUCCCCCGUCUCUCCGAAACAAAGAGAGCGCUGCCUCCAAACAAGACUUCUCUCCUGAAAGAGCUCUGUCCUCAAAGCUAGAGCUGUCUGUCUCUGAUGCUGGGAGGUCUGCCGUCGCCCUCAAGACCGCGCGUUGUCUCUGGAGGUCUGGGUGAGUGUGAAGCGUCCUUUUCGGGGACGUUUGUAUCCAAAUAUAAGCCGCAGAGGGCACCUGCGCCGGGGUCUUUUCGUUCCACCGGGGGUCUCUCGCUUUUCAGGAGACGCAGAACUUCUGGAACAUGGGAGAUCUUCGAGCAUCUGCAAAGGUCCAUAGCGUGUCGUUCGCCGCGCCACGAUGCAGCGGAGACUCUGGAGACUGUUCCCCUGAUGGUGACGACAGCGAGCCGGUUCCUUCUCAACCUUCUUUCUCCUUCUUGUCAGCUGUCUCCUCCGGUGCUGCGAAUAGCGACUGCAGGCCUGUCGAGCGAGGUCCGUCUCCAAGCACAGAAGGAAAAGAGACACGUGGGCAGAGAGAGGACACGGACGACGAAGAGGCGGUGGCUCUCGCCUGUCACAAAGGUUCUCUUUUCUCGCAGGAAGAGAGAGGCCUGUCUCUCCCGCUGAGCCCUGUCGAAGAAGAGAGCGGAGGAGAUAGCGGAUCAGAGUUCAAGAGAGAAGAGGUCUCGCCGUCGCUGCACCGCGAGCCUGGAGAGAGAGUGGCGCCUGGGAAGGAAGAGCGAGAAGAAGAGCACGGAGACCCCUCUGCAGAGGUGCCUUCCUCUGCUGAACACAAGAUGCCAAGCACCGUUUUUCAGUCCAAGGGUGGGCUGCCAGGCUUCUUUGCCGCUCUCCUGGGUGGCAAAGAGGCCGACGGGGCUGCCGGCCCCCCGCCGCGACCGCCUGAGGCUCCAGUGUCUCCGUUCCGGCCUCAGGGCGAUGGCGAGACAGAGAGCCAUGAAUCCGCUGUCUCAGCCGGACCCAGUGCGUCCUCUUCGUCCUCUUCUCUUUCCUCUUCUUCGUUUUCUUCCUCUUCGUGUACUGCUCUUAAGACGCGGGGGUCUAGCGAAGAAGAAGGGUGGGAGACGAGAGUCGAGGCGAGAGGCGUGAGGACGAGGAAUGAAGCACAAGAGGGCGGUCCUCAGAGCGUGUCUCAUGGACUCGAGCGGUCGGAGGAGAACGCGUUGGAGGCGCGAGAGACUCAAGAGUUGGAGGAGACAGAGAGCCGCCAGCUCCUCCGAGACCACGGCGGCAAAAUGGGAGCUUGCGUCCUCAGAGACAGCGACGAGGACCUCUGCCUCUUCAGACUCUGGGGGCCUCACGUCGACCGGUGCUGGGUGCAGUUGAAUCCUACAAAGGCCGGAGAAAGUCCCCGGCGCUUCGAGUUGAAAAACGAGGGUAACGCCUUAUGGGGCACAGUCCUUCGCGGAGUGCCUGUAGGAACACCGUACGAAUUUGUCCUUCAUUCCUCUUGGAAUGAUUGUUUCGCCCAAGAAGGCGACGAACUCCACAGGCGCGACCCUUACGCGCGACACACGGACUUCUUCAGCAACACUUGCUACGUGACAGACGCCUCGCGGUUUCCGUGGAAGCAUCUCCAAUCCUUCGACCCGCCGACGUGGAACAAACUGAUCAUCUACGAACUGCACCCAGGAACCUUCAGUCCUGCUUCUGCUGACCGCACAGUCUUCGAGACGCUGGUGGACAAGUUGGAUCACAUUCGCUCUCUGAAUUUCAACGCCGUCGAGUUCCUGCCUGUCCAAGAAUUCGGUGGAGAGUGGGGGUACAAUCCUCGGCUUCUCCUCGCAACUCACGGGAAGUAUGGAACACCCGACCAGCUGCGCAAGCUCGUCGACGAAUGCCACAGGAAAGGCCUCGCGGUGAUUUUCGACCUCGUGUUAAACCAUGGCAGCGCAAAGUUGAACUCUCUCUGGAACUGGGACGGGUACGGCAAAGAUGCGUCUGGCGGCAUCUACUUCGAAGGCGGCGGGGAAAGUGGCUGGGGGCGAAAAUUCAGUUUUCACAAACGCGAAGUUCGCGACAUGAUCCUUGCAGCGGCUCUCUGCUUCAUCGAGGAAUAUGGGGCCGACGGCCUGCGUCUCGACUCCGUCCAUAGCAUGCCCUGGGACCUUCUCCAGGAACUGACGCAUGCAGUUCGCAGCAAGCAUCCGUCGAAAAUUCUGAUCGCCGAAGUCACUCCAGAAAAUCCGCAAAUCUGCAACAGCGCUGGUUUCGACUCGUGCUGGAUACACUCGGCGUAUUACGAUGCCAUCAAGGUGACAAGAGGACAAGACGGCAACCACCAUCUCGACAUGCUGCGCGCCAUGAUCGAUGUGCACCGAGGCUUCAGGAUGUCCCACCAGGGCGUUAACUCUCUUCUCGGCAGUCACGACCAGGCUGGCAACAAACAAGGUGGUCACACAGACGGCAGAGCUGGGCGGUAUUUUGUCGAUUUGUUCGGUGGAAGAAACAACUGGCACAGUCGAGCGCAGUGCCGCAUGUGGUACAGUCUGCAGGCUGUCUGUCGCGGCCUUCCAAUGAUGUUCAUGGGGACAGAGACGCACCAAGACAAAUGGUGGAACGUGGACGAACAGCACAAGAUGAAUUGGAAUUUCGUUGAGAACCACGACCCCCUCGCCGAGCAAAUGAUGAAUCUGGUUGCUGCGGCAAACAAGCUGCGCCUCUCCUUUCCGAGUUUGACAGAUGACCAUGCCCCUGUCCGUUUCUGUCACCUCGACUAUCAGAACCGUGUCUUGGGCUUCGUGCGAGGGUCGCUGCUGGUGGUGUUGAACUGCUCCGAGUCGCAGUGGGAGGGUCGCGACUACGAAGUGCAGACGGACUGCGUGAACCGGAAGUUCAAGCAGGUCUUCAACUCGCAGGCAGCCGAGUUCGGAGGCUGGGAGGCAAGUUGGUCCUCUGCAGAUCGCAAUCUUUCCUCUUCCGUGCAUGCGCGCUUGCCAGUGAAUCUGCCAAAGUGGUCUGUCACUGUUUACGAGCGCCAGGAGUAGAGAAAGUUCUUUUCAAGUCUCCAGGAGCGCCCCGUCUCAGGCGCAGCUCUCUCGCGUCGAGAGUCACACGCGUCGACACAGAGUGGACGCAAAAACAUGCUGUGCGCGUUCGGAUCUGCUGCAUCGUAGAGCGAUGCGAAGAGUGUAGAGGUGAAAGAGGUCUGCGUCGACGCAUGCGUUGAACGAGGAACGCGGUCGAAAGCACGGGCGAUCUGCUCCCGCACUCAGCGUCGAGCAUUCACUGACACGCAUGCACUCAGUCUGAGUCGUUGGGUGAAGCAGGCGCUCCCGGCACACUUCCAGGAUUUCCACCGCUCGAGUUGCAUGCUUUCUUGGUGCCAGUCCUCGACGGGGAAUCCUUUCGCACAGAAAAACCAAGGGCAGGGAGAAAGAGGAUCUCGAGCGAAAACAGGGGAAAACGUGAGUGGCUUGCAGAGUCGCGCAAGACGCUGGCCCAGCCGGAGUGGCUUCCUGUCGAGUUUCUCCAGCUUCUCGGCUGAUGCAUCGACGGAAAAGGGUCGUUUUCCGGGGAAACGAAUCAUCUGUGACAUGUUCCAACAUUCUCGGAUCUGCUGCUCUUGGGUGAGGCCCGAUUUCUUAUCGCUCCGCAGUCGGAGAAUCCCGCAACCUCCGUAACAUGGUGUUUUCCUUGGUGACACGCGAGUCGGCAGAAAAGCGAAAGAGAACACACACUGAGAAGAACAGCAACGUUUCACUCCUCUUUUCGCAGCAGCGAACAGUCCCUUCAGUCGUUUCCGAUGAGUCUGAAUCCGCAGAACUGUUAGACCACACAUCGACUAUUCGCGUAGUAUGAACUUGCCACAAAGAAAGUUAAGGCACAUGACGUCAGCAUCUGAGUAUCAAAGUCGUCAUUAUCGCUGUACAAAGGAUCCGUGAUCCACAACUGCACAACUCGAACUGAAUCAAC
This is a messenger RNA of Toxoplasma gondii ME49, 5335 nucleotides long. RefSeq names its product alpha amylase, catalytic domain-containing protein. Gene Ontology annotation, molecular function: catalytic activity; cation binding. The record is from RefSeq and is a predicted model, not a curated record. The transcript is spliced from 15 exons. Gene Ontology annotation, biological process: carbohydrate metabolic process. The coding region runs from base 1702 to 4407 and encodes 901 amino acids. Lineage: Eukaryota; Apicomplexa; Conoidasida; Eucoccidiorida; Sarcocystidae.